GCCCCACCUAAUUUUCUUUAAAACCCCUUUUCAUCAUUGUAGAAAGUACACAUUUUAGUUGAUAAGUUUAUUUUAACUCGCAUUUAUGUCGACGUGAAAAGUGCUAAAAACAGCAUACAUCGCAUGUCAGUGAAAGCUACUCACUGAUUGGACAGGUAGAUCACCUUACACAAGCGACUCGGAGAGAGGAGAGCCGCGAGCUGAUUGGUUAAUAUAAUCACCUCACAGCAGCCACUGUGUGUCAUGAAUGCUGCGCGCUGAUUGGGCAGGAGGAUCACCUCACAGCUGUCACUCAAAGCGGUACCCAAAAUAAAACAAACUAUCAGCGCCCCGCCCACAACUUAUCGGCUCUCUGUCAGUUUCUUCCAGCCGGAUGAUUAAAAAUAUUCCGGUUUAAUGUCAUGUUAAACAUGACAGGCGACUUCCAAGCGUGAAUGAACACGAAAGUAACCCGACGAGAAGAAAGAAAGAAGAAUUUUCACCGAUUGGCUGAUCGGCGUCUUUUCUCAGCAGGGUUAUUUUUUUCUUCAGUGUACGUGACGUCACUCACUCGGUCCUCUAUAUAUCACAGUGAUGAAUAUGACAGAGAGAACAUGAGUGUUUCUGUGUUUGUCCUUCACUCUUCUGAAAACAUGAUGAGCUGAACCGGAGACUCAGACCAUGAAUUACGUGGGUCAGUUAGCAGGGCAGGUGUUCGUGCAGGUGAAGGAACUCUACAGAGGUCUGAAUCCCGCCACGCUGUCCGGCUGCAUUGAUGUUAUCGUUGUCCGACAGCCGGAUGGAGCUCUAAUCUGCUCUCCAUUUCACGUACGCUUCGGAAAGAUGGGUGUCCUGAGAUCACGAGAGAAAGUGGUGGACAUUGAGAUCAAUGGGGAACCUGUGAAUUUGCACAUGAAGUUAGGCGAGAACGGAGAAGCGUUUUUUGUCAAGGAGACAGAAGACGAUCAGGAAGUGAUUCCAUCUUACCUGGCCACAUCUCCCAUUCCGUCCGAAGGGGGUUUUCUGAUGGGCUCCUGCACUGAGAAUGGAAUGAUGAAGAAGAGGAGAAAGAGGAGAAGGAAGUACAGAUUGGAGGAUGUGAAGAGGGAGGACAGCGUGGAGUUCUCAGAGGAGGAACUGUUCAACAUCGACAUCAAUGACAGCGAGCAGCAUGAUCAGAACAGAGACCUGCCGAAUGGAGGUUUAUCCUCUGGAAACAUGCAAAACACAAUUUAUGCUCGCUCAGAUGGAGAGUGGAGUCCUGUUUACAGUCCGAAUGUGUCUCGUCCCUGCACCCCUAAGAGUGACUCUGAACUACUUUGUAAAGAUCAGCAGGAGGAUUCGGCCAUGUUGUGGUCCUGGGGGGAGUUACCACAAGCUGCCAAGCCAUCGUUUCUGUCAGCGAAACCAAACGUCCUGCCUGCGUGCCCACUGUCAAUCCCAGUCUCUGACAACACACAUUUCAGAGUCAUCCCUGAGACUGCCGCCCAUAACCAUCACAGCAACAGGACAUUACCUGCUAAUGGCCAAUCAAACAGAGCGAAAGAGUUUGAAAAGCAGGAUGUGUCACUAGCAGCUUGUGUGAUGCCUGAGGUUGUUGAGGAAGGAGCAAAUAUUGGACCCCGCCUACAGAAUAAGACUAAAAGAAAAGAUAAGAAAAGUCGCCAUCUGGGUUCUGAUGGGGUGUAUUUGGACGAUAUAAAAGAUUUGGAGCCGGAGGUGGCGGCACUUUACUUCCCUAAAAGUGGUUCAGAGCGUUUCGGUGAGAACGGUGUCCGCAGUGUGACCGUGUCUCCUCAGUCUAUGUGCAGCUCAGGAGCAGACAGCGGAGUGGACAGUUACGACCUGCCCACUAUGGCCAUCUCUCUCUGUGGAGGCCUCACAGAAAACAGAGAGAUCACUAAAGGUGCACAGACUCGCUCACAAUCAGCACUGCAUAUUAAUUAUGUACAACAGGACUACUUGCUUGAAAUGCAUUCAUUAAGCAUUCAUGUCAGCAUUUGCGUACAGCAUUUCCAGCAGAAGUCUGUGUCUUUUCAGCAGUUUGCUGAUAAUCCGUCUAUCAUUGAUGACCCUAAUCUGGUGGUGAAGAUCGGCUCUAAGUAUUAUAACUGGAGCACUGCUGCUCCUAUUAUGCUGGCUAUGCAAGCCUUCCAGAAACCAUUGCCUAAGGCCACGGUAGAGAGACUUAUGAAGGAGAAGAUGCCCAGAAACCGAGGAAGAUGGUGGUUUUCAUGGCGAGGAAGAACAAACAGCACCAAACCGGACUCAGUCUCAUGCGGUUCAGCCUGUGCUGCAGGAGAUGAGACCAUCAAGAACAGACGGACAGAAGAGUCCUCCUCCAGCGAUGAAGAUCGCUUAUCUGCCAAGCAAACCCCCGUACCUGUUCACACAGACCCCGCCCCUGCUGGAGGGGGCGUGUCCUAUCAGAAAACUCUCCGCCUUUCUUCGGAACAACUCGUCAGUCUGCAGCUAAAGGACGGUCCUAAUGACGUAUUGUUUAGCGUGACGACUCAGUAUCAGGGCACAUGCCGCUGUGAGGGAACCAUCUACCUGUGGAACUGGGAUGAUAAAAUCAUCAUCUCAGACAUCGAUGGCACAAUCACCAGGUCAGAUAAGUUGGGGCACAUUUUGCCCACACUGGGUAAAGACUGGACCCAUCAGGGCAUCGCACGUCUGUAUCAUAACGUCAGCCAGAACGGUUAUAAGUUUCUGUAUUGCUCCGCGAGGGCGAUCGGUAUGGCUGACAUGACACGGGGUUACCUGCACUGGGUCAAUGAGAGAGGAACCAUGUUGCCACAGGGACCCGUUUUACUGAGUCCCAGCAGCCUGUUUUCAGCACUGCACAGGGAGGUGAUUGAGAAGAGGCCGGAGAAGUUUAAGAUAGCGUGUUUGACAGAUAUUAAGAAUCUGUUCCUCCCAAACACAGAGCCCUUCUACGCAGCAUUCGGGAACAGAGACACCGAUGUGUUUUCCUAUAAGGAGGUGGGUGUUCCCUUAAACCGAAUCUUCACUGUCAAUCCUAAAGGAGAACUGAUCCAGGAACAUGCCAAGACCAACAUCUCAUCGUAUUUGCGCCUGGGUGAGGUGGUGGAUCACGUCUUCCCGCUCCUGAAGCGCAGCAGUUCAUGUGAUUUCCCCUGCAGUGACACCUUCAGCCAGUUUACCUUCUGGAGAGAACAGCUCCCCCUUGUGGACGGACAGAUAGCAAGCACUAUCAACACCUCUCGCUGAACAGCUGCAGGAUCUACUCACGACAUCACGUGUGGAUGCUCACAUAAGCUGCACAUAAUGCAGAAAUACAAAACAAGCACAGGCUGAAAAUCACUGAACAUGCUGAAAUCAGUGCAAACAGAUGAAAAUCACAUAUGAGAUUCACAACAGAUGAAAAAACUGCACUUUCUUUCAAAAAAAGUCUUCAUGUCAUUUGUGAUUUACUAUACACUCUAAAAAAUGCUGGGUUAAAAACAACCCAAGUUGGGUUGAAAAUGGACAA
Molecule: messenger RNA, 3475 nt
Organism: Megalobrama amblycephala (Wuchang bream)
Lineage: Eukaryota; Metazoa; Chordata; Actinopteri; Cypriniformes; Xenocyprididae
Gene: lpin1b
Product: lipin 1b
Exons: 20
Coding region: 661-3213 (850 amino acids)
Biological process (GO): cellular response to insulin stimulus; positive regulation of transcription by RNA polymerase II; triglyceride biosynthetic process
Cellular component (GO): mitochondrial outer membrane; nucleus
Molecular function (GO): transcription coactivator activity; phosphatidate phosphatase activity
Source: RefSeq, a predicted model, not a curated record